CCGCCCGUAGAAACUUAGGAGAACCGAGUUCCGGGUAAGAUUGGGCCGGGAUUUGCCAGAGUUUAGCUGAGCCGCCCCUUCUCAGCCUUGGAGCCUGGAGCCGGGGACCCCAACCUCCGUCGCCACCAUGGUACGCUGCAGCUGCUCGCUCCUGAGGAAGUAUGGAAACUUCAUGGACAACCUAAGACUCUUUGCAAAAGGAGGAGCUGGUGGAAUGGGUUAUCCUCGAUUAGGUGGAGAAGGAGGGAAAGGUGGUGAUGUCUGGAUUGUAGCCAAAAAGAAAAUGAACUUAAAACAAAUUAAGGAUAAAUAUCCCCAGAAACGGUUUGUAGCAGGAGAGGGAGCAAAUAGUCGAAUCAGUGCCUUAAAGGGAGAAAAAGGCCUCGAUUGUGAAAUUUCUGCACCGGUGGGCAUUAUAGUAACCGAUGAGAGAGGCAAAAUUAUAGGAGAACUCAAUAAAGAGGACGAUAGAAUUUUAAUAGCACAAGGAGGACUUGGGGGUAAUUUGCUUUCAAAUUUCUUGCCAUCUAAGGGCCAGAAAAGAAUAAUUCAUCUUGAUCUAAAACUUAUAGCUGACAUAGGCCUCGUAGGAUUUCCAAAUGCUGGAAAAUCUUCUUUACUAAGUAAAGUUUCUCAUGCCAAACCUGAGAUUGCAGAUUAUGCAUUUACAACAGUAAAACCUCAGUUGGGAAAGAUUAUGUAUAAUGAUUUCAAGCAGGUAUCUGUAGCUGAUCUUCCAGGUUUAAUAGAAGGAGCACAUAUGAACAAAGGAAUGGGACAUAAAUUCCUCAAGCAUAUAGAAAGAACCAAACAGCUUCUUUUUGUCGUUGAUGUUGCUGGAUUUCAGCUUUCUUCAAAAACUAAAUUCAGAUCUGCCUUUGAAACUGUAAUAUUGCUUACAAAGGAACUAGAGCUAUACAAAGAGGACCUUAUGAUGAAACCUUCACUACUUGCAGUUAAUAAAAUGGAUUUACCAGAAGCAAAAGACAAAUUCAGUGAACUUGUGAACCAACUACAGAAUCCUAAAGAUUUUUCACAUCUCUUUGAAAAAGAUGAAAUUCCAGGGAAAACUAUGGAGUUUCACCAUAUCAUCCCAAUAUCUGCACAAACAGGAGAAGGAAUUGAAGAACUAAAGAACUGUCUAAGAAUCUCUCUAGAUGAACAAUCCAAUCAGGAAAAGGAAAAAUUCUCUGAAAAACAAUUGCUUAAUUUACGAAAUUCAAAUUUGCCAUAUAGUGAUCUAUCAUCAAAAUAUGCUAAAGUGGAAAUAACUGAAUGUCAUUAAAUAUAAUUAAAAUAUUAUACUGUUAAUUAGGUUAGAUUAAACUGAAGAUUCCUUCCCACUCAA
Messenger RNA from Gracilinanus agilis (Agile Gracile Mouse Opossum), 1348 nucleotides. It is a transcript of the gene GTPBP10, whose product is annotated as GTP binding protein 10. The transcript has 10 exons. NCBI's taxonomy places the organism in Eukaryota, Metazoa, Chordata, Mammalia, Didelphimorphia, Didelphidae. The coding region runs from base 128 to 1285 and encodes 385 amino acids. The record is from RefSeq and is a predicted model, not a curated record. Gene Ontology annotation, cellular component: mitochondrion. Gene Ontology annotation, molecular function: magnesium ion binding; GTPase activity; GTP binding.